Messenger RNA from Penicillium longicatenatum, 1002 nucleotides. RefSeq lists its product as uncharacterized. Lineage: Eukaryota; Fungi; Ascomycota; Eurotiomycetes; Eurotiales; Aspergillaceae. Gene Ontology annotation, cellular component: cytoplasm. The record is from RefSeq and is a predicted model, not a curated record. The transcript has 3 exons. Gene Ontology annotation, molecular function: glutathione transferase activity. The coding region runs from base 1 to 1002 and encodes 333 amino acids.
AUGACUGACAGCGAUCCCAAGAUUUACCAGCAUGCCGACUCAGAUGGUCACUACCGGCGAAAAGAUUCGGCUUUUCGCUCCUGGGUGUCUCGGGACGCAUCGGCUGAGUUCCCCGCCGAAAAAGGCCGCUACGUGCUUUACGUCAACUACGGCUGUCCUUGGGCACAUCGCGCUAAUUUAGUUUGGACCUUGAAGGGGCUACAGGAUAUCAUUCAGAGGGUAGUUCUGGAUCCUGAGCUGAGCCCAGAUGGCUGGUUUUUCUCAGGUCGAUGGGGAUCUGCCGAAACAGAUCCCUUAUAUGGGUUUAAGUUCUUAAAGGAACUUUACCUCAAAGCAGAUCCGCAAUAUGAAGGACGGUAUACAGUUCCAGCUUUGUGGGACAAAAAGAAGGAGACAAUAGUCAACAAUGAAAGCAGCGAGAUCAUCCGCAUGCUAUAUUCCGAGUUUGAAGACUUUCUACCCGAGACCUUGCGUGAAGUCAAUCGUCCAGGUGGUGGAUUCUAUCCUGAAUAUCUGAGGAGCGAGAUCGACGCGAUGAAUGCAUGGGUAUAUCCUCAGAUCAAUAACGGAGUCUAUAAGACAGGGUUUGCCAAGAGCCAGGAGUCGUAUCUCGAGAAUAUCUACCCGCUUUUCGAGGCUUUGGAUCGCAUUGAGGCACUUUUGGGCCAAGCGGGACAUCAACCAUUCCUUUUCGGAGAUCAUAUUACGGAGGCUGACAUUCGUCUAUACACGACGAUUGCCCGAUUCGAUGUGGCCUACUAUCUGAUCUUCAAAUGCAAUUUGAAAAUGAUUCGACACGAUUACCCGCUUCUUGACCGCUGGUAUCGAAGGCUUUACUAUGAUGAGUCUGAGUUGACCCGGGGAGCAUUCAAGCAAACGACCUUCUUUGAUGCUUACAAGUUUGGGUACUGCGUUGCUAUUGGACAGAAGACUGGCAAUGCUCAGUUAGUUAUUCCUGCUGGGCCUAUCCCUGAUAUUCUUCCUCCAGAUCAGAGUACUUGA